GCCUUGUUUGCGGGUUAAAUUGUUUUUAUUGUUUUUGUUCUUAUUAUUAAAUUCUUUGUUAGGAAACUGCAUCUGCCCUGCAGCCUUCUUUCUUCCUCACAUUGCUCUGGUGGGCGUUGUUUGUUUGGUCUCCUCUUCUUUUUCUCUCUUUCUUUGAUCGAGAAAGAGAGAACAUUGGGCUGUUUCUUCACCGAUUUCUUUGAUUUUCUCUUCUGGGUUCUCUUAGAUCCAUCGGCCUCUUUCAUUUCCGUCCGGUAGGACUUCAUUGUAAGUUAUAAGGGAAAUUCAUAGAAGCCCUAAUGCAGGGGCAGAGGGGUUCUAUUGGUUCCUUGCCUGAGACCUUGAACUUUGACCAUGGGUCUACAUCAAGUAAUGCUGCUAUAGAUCAGCAGCUGUGCUGGAGUAAUAUUCGAAAUCCUCUAGAAAAUCGAUUACCAGAUUGUAUGAUGUCAACUAAUGAGGCAAAUAUUACAUAUGUGAAUUCUUAUAGCCAGGAGCCACAAAACCUUGGCAGAUGGAGCCUAGGUGAACCCAGCUCUAGUGGUGCACAGAAUGAGGUAAAUCAUGGUGAACAUAAAACAGAUAAUGGAUGGUCUUCUUCCAUGGGUUCUUGUGCCAAUGGUGGUCCAAGGAUUGAAGAAAGUCAGUACGAACAAAACCCUCUUUUUGUCCUAAGUUCCAAUUCUAGCCCAAUUCCCCAAAAUCUGAACCUAAAUGCUGGUUUGAUGGGUUGUGGCGAUUAUAAUUGUCGAGCUACAGAACAUUCUAAUCUAAGCAAGUCUAGUGGAUCUGAGAAUGAGCGGAUUCCAUCUGCUUCUGGUCCCGAAUCGUUUCUACUUCCUUCUGGAAGUGGUGGAUACUCUGGGGAAGGCUGUGAUGACAGGCCAGGUUCUUCAUUUGAGGGCCGCCGUGCUUCCCGCAAAAGAAAGGCUCUAGAAGGAACUGUUGGGCAGUCCUCCAUGAGUGGAAGUUCUAGCUAUGGGCAAUGUGCUGAAGGUAGUGCAUGGCCCUCUGUUCCUGCUUAUACUAUUGCUGGGAGCAGUUUAAAUAUAUCUACCCCAUCAGAACAGGUAAAUCCAAGACUUGGAUUAGGUGUAAGAGGAUCGGCUUCUUAUAACAGUCCUGAUCCAGUUGUGAUGUCUAGUCCAGAGAGCUCCCAUAGAAAUUUUCGUAUGAGAAUAGAUCGUUCAAAUCAACAAGAAUCCAUAACCCCCACAUUGUUUCCCACAGGCAACACUGCCAGGCAUUCAUUUGUUUCAUCUUCCCAUCAGCUUUCAAGAUUUCUUCCAGUUGAUCAUUCUUUGGAUUUGAGGUCCACACCAGUGGUAGAUAAUGUAAGUCCCCAAAAUCAGAAUAUUGUAUUUCAUGGUCCAAAUCUGCCACCAAAUGUGCAGCCAUUUAGGUGGAAUGGAAGUUCUGCACCAAGGGCUUCUAGUUCAUCAAAUUCUAAUGUCUCUGGAGAUAGAGAUGCUGUGCCACGUGAAGAACCAAGGUCAAGAAGCAUCACUAGAAACAUAUUGGAUCAUCCUCUGUUUAUUCCUGCUCCAGAGUUGAGAGAUUUGGCUCGAAUCCGGACUAAUCGAAGUUCAAGUGGUGGGAAUUUAAGUGUUCCUGGAAACGUUGCUUCUACAUCCCGCAAUGUCUCAAGUUCAGGUGCCAACCAAUCAUCUGUUCCUAGCUUGGUUCCUCAUUCUAAUUCCUCUUCACACUAUCCAAGGAGAUUGACUGAACUUGUUCGUCGAUCAUUGUUAUCUACCCUUGAUUCUGAACCUGGAGGCCAGAGCAGUAAUCAUUCUCCUCAUCCCUCUGGACCUUCUGCUUCCCCAGAGGAGAUGAUGCUUUCAGCUGGAGUUGUUAACCCAGGUCAUCACCCAGGUCAUCAUCGAUUGUACCCGAGGUCAGUGUCAUGGUUGGAGAGACAAGGUGAUACUGUACUCGGCAUUCCCCAUCCUUUACGAACUUUGGCUGCUGCCAGCGAAGGAAGAAGCAGGCUUUUUGUGUCUGAGAUUCGCAAUGUCUUGGAUCUCAUGCGUAGGGGUGAGGGCUUACGUUUUGAGGAUGUUAUGAUCCUUGAUCAUUCAGGAUUUUUAGGGGUGGCUGAUAUUCAUGAUAGGCAUAGGGAUAUGCGCCUUGAUGUUGAUAACAUGUCAUAUGAGGAGUUAUUGGCUCUGGAAGAGCGAAUCGGUAAUGUGAGCACAGGAUUGAACGAGGAAACUGUACUAAAGCAUCUGAAACAACAAAAAUGCUCUAUUACUCCUAGAACGGAGGGGGAGACAGAACCAUGUUGUAUUUGUCAGGAAGAGUAUAACGACGGGGAAGAUCUCGGAACUCUCGAAUGUGGACAUGAUUUUCACAGGGAUUGCAUUAAACAAUGGCUGAUGCACAAAAAUUUGUGCCCCAUCUGUAAAACAACAGGUCUGACUACAUGAGUAUGGUUUUCAAGCACUUUGUUCCUCAGCCCUGAGGAAGAGGGUUUUGGCCCUGAAAAUUUGUUUCAUUUUUUUCUUCUCAACGAGUCAAGUAAGUUGACCGGCAAGCCAUGUGUACCAUUUCGUUUCAUGGCAUCCCCUUUGGAUCGGACAGUUGCAUUUUUACUUGAGAUUCUGGGGAACCAGAAAACAUUCUGAGUCGAUAAUACAGGUGUUGGAAGCAACCAAGGAAAGAAAAGCUUGUUGUGUCCUUUUAUUUUUUACACAUUUAAUUAAUGAACAAUUAGUUUACUCAGCCAAUUGGCUUCUAUAUAGAUUAUUAAGGAUUUCUUUACUUUUUUUAUCUUCUGCUUUUAGUUUGUUUGGUUUGGGGCUAUGUUUUAUUUUAUAUU
Messenger RNA from Rubroshorea leprosula, 2821 nucleotides. The record is from the annotation of a GenBank genome assembly. Lineage: Eukaryota; Viridiplantae; Streptophyta; Magnoliopsida; Malvales; Dipterocarpaceae.